Striga hermonthica is the source of this 2094-nucleotide messenger RNA. Lineage: Eukaryota; Viridiplantae; Streptophyta; Magnoliopsida; Lamiales; Orobanchaceae. The record is from the annotation of a GenBank genome assembly.
AUGUGGAGAUUCAAACCAUUUGCGCAUAAAGAACAAACUGGUCUUGAAGGCCGCGUCAUUGACAUUGGCAAUUUUAAAGUUCAGGUUCGAAAUCCCAUUGCAGAGGGUGGAUUCUCAUGCGUUUACUUAGCUCGAGAUGCUUUACAUGGUUCCAAGCAAUAUGCAUUAAAGCACAUCAUAUGUAGUGAUGAAGAGUCGCAAGAAUUAGUGAUUAAGGAGAUUUCAGUAAUGAAAUCUCUCAAAGGGCAUCCUAAUAUUGUCACACUGCAUGCCCAUGCUAUCUUUGAUAUGGGUCGCACUACAGAGGCUCUCCUACUCAUGGAAUACUGUGAGAAGUCCCUUGUAAAUGUUCUAGAUAGCAGAGGAGGAGCUGGAUUCUUUGAGGAGAAGCAGGUCCUAGCAAUUUUCAGAGAUAUAUGCAAUGCUGUCUUUGCAAUGCACUGCCAGAAACCGCCUAUUGCUCAUAGAGAUUUGAAGGCUGAGAAUCUUUUGCUGGGGUCUGAUGGCUUGUGGAAGUUGUGUGAUUUUGGCAGCACUUCUACUAAGCAUAAACGCUUUGAUAAACCUGAAGAAAUGGGAAUUGAGGAAGACAACAUAAGGAAACACACGACACCUGCAUAUAGAGCUCCUGAGAUGUGGGAUCUGUUCCGAAGAGAUCUUAUAAACGAGAAGGUAGAUAUAUGGGCGAUUGGGUGUCUCUUAUUCCGUAUAUGUUAUUUGAAGUCUGCAUUCGAUGGUGAGUCAAAGCUCCAAAUACUAAACGGGAACUAUCGAAUUCCAGAUUUACCCAAAUACAAUAAAUUGCUGACGGAUCUCAUCCAGGAUAUGCUUCAUUCGUCCCCUGAUGACAGACCAGAUAUCACGCAGGUGUGGUUUCGCCUUAAUGCUCUUUUGCCUGCUGGGAUGCAGAAACCGCUACCUGAUAGCCCUCCCGAAAUGCCACAGCAUGGUACUGAUAUGCUUGCAGGCACGCCAAAGCCUUCUAACAAGCCUAGUCCAAUGCCUCGUAGGAAUCCCCCUCCUCCACCCUCAUCCGAAGCACCCCGAAACGUGUCAUCAGUUUCGAGUAAUUUAAGAGGAACUGAUAACCCUGGUCCUCUUGGUGCUUUUUGGACCACUCAGCAUGCACAAAUUUCAGAAACCAGGGAGGAAAAAACACUGCCAAAAUAUGAUGGAGACUUGACCAAUCAGAAAUCAUCUGCAAACGAGAUGACCUGUCCCAAUCGGCACACAGGUUCUCAGAUGACUAUCCGAAAGGAGCAGAAUUUUCAGUCUCAUUCUCAGAAGAAUGCGCAAGGCAGACCGGCCAGCAGACUGGGUGGUGGCCCAACAAACAACUCAAAUCUCUUUCCCGACAAUGCUAAUAAUACCGAAAGAUCAAAACAACCCAAACAAGAGGCCACCCCAGCCGUUCAACAAAAUGAUGUGUAUAAUGCUUUUAUUUCUGUAUUCAGUUCAACUACUGAACAGAAUCCCGUAGACAACUGUCCGAAACUGGACAAGGAAGAAACAUUACAGGCCGAGGUGGAAAAGCUGAAGGACCAGCUCGUGCUUGUGAAUGUGGAGAAGGCAGAAGUAACUUCCAAAUAUGAAAAGCUUUCAGCAAUUUGUAGGUCACAAAGGCAAGAGAUACAAGACCUUAAGCUAGCUCUCGCUGCUAGAACUCCAUCACCAAGCAGGGAAUCUUAUUCUAGAAACCUGCCUUCUCCUGGAAGAAACCCGUCUUCUGGUGAAUCGAAUGUGAAGAUUGAAGGAACUGUUUGGGAACUCCAACAGGGCUUGUUUGGCCGUGGAGAGUCUCCAAGCCCCGAUUCUAAACAGUGGCAGACAUUUGCUGAUAAUCCCAAGCCACAAACUGUACCAGCAGAUACUCCUCCAAGGUCAGUCAGAACCAAAAACAGUCAGCAGCAGAAAAAUCAAGUUGCUGAAGGUGUCUCUUCUCUGGGAUUUGGGGCAGACACUUUUAAGGUAGCACUAGCCGCUAGUUCUAAGAUAAACACUGGUGGGUUCAAUAAUUCUCAGGGUUUUGGUGGUGAAUCAAAGAGCACCAAGAGUAAGUUUGAGGCCCAGCCUGCAGGAUGGGCUGGGUUCUAA